CAUCUGGACCCAAAAGACGUGAUUUGUGACCGUGUAUCACCGUAAAGAUGGCCAAAAGUCAGCAUUGUAAGAGGACGCACCGUGAGGGCGGGUGCGCUUCAUUCUGACGACGCGCCUCUCGCUCCAGCCCUGCGCCUCUGUUGCGCGCAAUAUCUCCAGCACAAAAUCAACCCAAACGUGGCGAUCGUUCAGCGUGAUUUGACAUCGUGAUAUCUAGGAAUCAAGGAGAUGACAUUGAUCGUCAACAUGUUGACCUUCCACCAGGAGAUCCUCUUUAACCUUUUCUUUAAUGUUCCUCACUUUCCAAAACCCCGGAUUGGCAUUGGACGUGUGAACUAAAGUCCUCAGAAUACUACGUUCUGCAAAUAUCCAAAUAUUCUUCAUCCUCACCCACACUAGGAGAAGAUGGACAGUCCACCUAAACUAGCCGGGGAGACUCUUAUUGUACACCACAUUCCGCUGGUUCACUGCCAGGUUUCGAGCUCAAGACAGUGCUGUGGUAGUCCAUUGAAAAGGAACAGUAACCCCUUUAGCUGCCCGGAGAAUUUGGGAUUGAGCCGGACCACCUCCCUACCUGAGAGAGACAUUCUUCAGCGGGAAGCUUUGGUGUACAGCAGCCUCAUACAAACGUCGAGCAGCAGCCUUAGCUCUAGUGACACUUUUGGGGAUGGAGGGAUGAGGGGAGGAGAGACACAUGGAAGAGGAGGGAGAGAAGGAAGUAUGGCAAGCGACACUUCCUCUUUCACCUCGAGCAAUUCUGAAGAUCAGGCUCAAGGCCUGCAGAUGAAGUCAUGUGAACGGCCAAACUCGAGGCGUAAUCCCUUUCUGCUCAACACUGAAGAUGAAGAUGACGACGAGGAUGAAGACAAUCUGAAUGGAUAUUUGGAAGACUCCUCCUUUCACCUGCAUGGAAAUUCGCAUGACAUCUCAAAUGCAGCACUUGCAAAUGAAGACUUGCCGCCGUUCCACCUGCAUGACCUUGGGUUUACCGCUGAACCUUUUCUAUUGCAUGGGUCUACAGAAAAACAGUGGAGUUCCACUAAUGGGCCUAGUGGGGAAGCAGAGAGCAGAGACCACACAAUAGGUGGGACUUUCGUUUUAUCUACUCACAUGGAAGGUCUGAACUUGCUGAGAUUAGAUAGCCAGCGGUGCCACGGAAGCAGUGCUUCUACCCUUUCAAUGGACUGUGGUGAGCAAGAAUGGGGUGAGGAUGAUGAUUAUGAAGACCAUUCUAUGCAGUGCGGCAGAGGAAGCUCAGAGUGUUCCAGUCUCGCAGCACCACAUUGCUCCUGUUGCGGCCUUUCUCAGCCAUACCCUGAACCUUUUCACGAAUCAGUUUCUGAGUGUCACCAGGGCUACGGCAGUGAUUCCUCCUGCAAUAGCUCCGAUGGAGUGCUGGUUAACUUCAGCACGAUUUACAACAAGAUGAACAAUGUUGUCCCGGCCAAACAGUCGCUCAAUAUCAACAGUUCCGCCGAGCAAUCCUGUGCCUCUUCUGUGUCUGAGCUCGUUGGGAUGUGUGGAACAGAAUGUAGCAGUGGACGUGGCGCUUUCUACCUGGACUUAAACACCUCCCCGAUCGAACCCCAUCAGCAUCCUUUGACCACUCAAGAACAUGCAAAUACUUCUUCUGUAUCUCAGCCUCAAGGUGUCACUAUGGAACUAGAUGCCAACUGUAACUCGUACCACAACCUUCUCGGAAGCGAGGCGCUGACCUCUGCUGAAGCCUCUGCCAAUGAGCUCACCUCGUGUCUUCAAAGCCAAGCUCGCUUGAUUGUAGCAACGCAGAAUUACUACAAGCUUGUGACGUGUGACCUUUCUUCCCAGUCCUCUCCCAGUCCAGCAGGAUCAUCGGUCACAAGCUGCUCAGAUGAGCACAGCAAAGGAAGUCCCACUCAGCCAACAGAGUACUACCUAUUCCAACAAAUGAUAGAAGAUGAAGACGAGGAAGAUGCAGAGAAUGAAGAAAAGGAUCCAAGUGAGAUUGACUCUACCCGUGAGAAUGUAAUUGAGGGACAGGUGUAUAUCAACAUCUCCCCACCUACGACAGCCUGCAAUUCAGUUGGUGCUUGUGGGAGCGGUCGGCCUCGUUCUCGUAGCUACGAUCGGAACUUGGACAAGUCUCCAUCUCCUCGCCUUGGAUCCUUGGAGCGCAUGCUCAGCUGCCCUGUUCGGCUCAGUGAGAGUGCAGCCCCGAGCCCGCCACCUCCACCACGUGUCACUUCUUUUGCGGAAAUUGCAAGAAAUAAGAGGAGAACUGGAGGGUCACCAUCGCAGAAGGGUGGGAUGGAGGCCACGUCCAUGCACUCUCACUCAUCUGGAGAGUUCUCGCCCAUCCUGGAAGACCUUCCACAGGGUCAAAGCCACAGUUUGCCACCGCUCACUCGAUGCCAUAGUCAAGGAAGCUGUGAUUUGUCCUCCCCGCAUAGACCGCGGAGUACACCACUGCGAGAAUCACCGGGGGGAGCGGGAAAACAGACUCGAACUAAAGCAGAAGGUGGCCUGUCUAGCUCCACAGACUCCUCUCCAGUUGUAAUUCGUUAUAACAAAGAUCAACGUCCGACCUCGUUACCCAUUCAGCCUUUCACUUUCCAGCACCAGUUUGGAAAACCACAGGCGAAGCCUCUCCUUCCUCUUCUGGACGGAUACAUCAGCCAUAUGCAGACUCGAGGGGCUGCGGCGCCUGAGGGAGGUGAAGAUGACUCCGAAGAAGAUCGUAGGCCACCACACGGCAAAUCCAACUCACCUACAACAGUGCGGCCAUCCCCACUGGGCAGCUACUCCCCAGUUCGCCUCCAAGGUGCACCCACCUCUUCUGGAACCUGCUCCACAUGCACUCCGACCCCGGGUGGUCCAAAGCCGCCACGUUCCCUCUCUUGCCCCAUCUCUGCAGGUCUUGUGCCCCAGCAUACCCCACCCGGAAUGACCAUACGUACAGAGACCCCUAAACUCACUCCCUUACCUCCUACACCGCCUCCACCUCCUCUGAUGAAGCAGAGUCCGCUGAUGCCUGCGUUGCCCACUAGAAAUCACUGUUUCCACCGUGGCAAUUUGCCGACCCUUCCCAGCUCUGGGCUCAGUCCUCUAGCUUCACAGGAAGAGCCAGUGAAGGUUUUACCAGCAUGUGUGACACAGCGACAGCCUAAUGGUUUGGUGAAGGCCAUAAACACAGCAGUGGAUCUGAUAGUGGCUCAUUUUGGCACCAGUCGGGAUGCAGGAGUAAAGGCCAAAUUGGGCAAUAGCUCUGUAAGUCCGAACGUGGGUCACCUUAUUCUAAAGUACCUCUGUCCUGCCAUUCGUGAGAUACUGCAUGAUGGCCUGAAAGCGUAUGUACUGGACCUGAUCAUCGGACAACGCAAAAACCAGCCCUGGAGUGUGGUGGAGGCCUCCACACAACUCGGUCCCUCUACACGGGUUUUGCACAGUCUGUUUUCUAAAGUCAGUCAGUAUUGUGAGCUGACCAAUCACAGUAUGAGACUCAAUGCCUUCAUCUUCGGCCUGCUAAACUUGCGAUCUCUGGAAUUCUGGUUCAAUCACAUUUACACACAUGAAGACAUCAUAGCAGCACACUACCACCCAUGGGGUUUCCUACCCCUGUCUCAAGGGGCCUGCCAGCCACUGUUUGAAGAGUUGCUGCUCCUUCUUCAGCCGCUCUCACUGUUGCCCUUUGACCUUGACCUGCUAUUUGAGCCACACCAACAACAGAAAGGGGAAGAACACCUGAGACGCAAAGAACAGCUGUGCUCUGCUCGCCAAGGCUUUGACCAAUCAGAUUGCUCCACCUUCCAGCUCAUGCGAGGCUGUGGAACGUUGGAGUCUGGAGUGCAGGAAGUGGGAAUGCUGCCUCAGAGAGAAAGCUUCAUCUUGAGAGAUGAGGACAGCCGGCUUAGGUUAGAGGGAGUGACAUUAAAAACGAAACGAGAUGGGCGGAAAAGUGCGGGAGUAGAGCGUGAAUCACGAGAUAAGGAGGCUGGAGUUGGCAAAGAGUGUUUGAGAAAGAGUGAUGGAGGACAAAUAGAAGGCAGCGUGUGGUGUGGUGGGAGGAUAAAGGGAGUUGGAGAAGACUGUGAGAAGGAGAAAAGGAAAGGAAGAGAUGGAGAUGGAGCCAAACAGAGAAACAGACAAGCUGGCUGGUGGUACCAGCUGAUGCAAAGUUCACAGGUUUACAUUGACAACUCCGCUGAGGGAUCAAAAUUUGUGAAGUGGGAGAAGAGGAGGAAAGGUGGUGUUGAGAACCACCGGCAAAGCCAUCCACCUCCAAGAGAAGGUGUGGUUGAGGGGGCCGAGGCCAUUCAGCAGAUGGAUGAACAGGUGGAACAUGGUCAGACCAGAAGUAGCAAUAUUAAUAGUGUUGGCAAUGGAGUCCUCCACCAGUCAGCAUUGUCAGAACUCAACAAGGUCGCUAAGGGGAAGCCAUCGUGGAUGGGAAGUCCACCGGAAUCAGUGCUCACUGAGCUGAAGAAGAGUAAGGAGAAGCAGCCAGACUGCCAGGACGCCUAUGAAGGGGUUCAGGCCCAGCCAGAAGCAGGGGAGGAUGGGUCGGCACAGGUGCUUCGCUGGGGUCGGCUGUUUGGAGCUGGAAACACAAGCAAGAUGGAGAAGAGUGAGCCGAAACAAGUCAGAAAACAAAGAUUGCCGUCUGGUUGGUUGAGUCUCGACCGUUCUGUGCUGGAUCUGGUGGCUCAGUCGGUUGGAGUGGGGAAAAGAGCGGCGCAACAAUCUCUUACGUCUCAAAGCCAAGAAUCCCACCUUGGCCCAACUGAACAAGCACAAACACAGAAUCCACCGACACGGAGACAAGCCCCACGUAAAGUGAAGGCGUUAUGCCAUCAUAUCGCCACAGAGCCAGGGCAGCUCAGUUUCCACAAAGGUGACGUGCUGCAGGUGCUCAGCAGGGCAGACUCUGAUUGGCUGCUGUGUGCUCUGGGUGACAGCCAGGGACUUGUUCCCAUCAUAUACGUCACCCUGAUCGAGGACAGUCAGGAGCGCUGAAACUCAGGGUGUGAGAUGCGGUCGGGGACAAAGAGGAGGGUCACUGCUUUUCUGAAUAUAAAAUCUGCUGCUCAACGGAGUCUGACGGAUUCAUUAUGUGCUUGCAUGUGUAUGUAAACACCAAUACACCAAUGCACACACACACACACACAAACAUCACACUUUGCUGUUGUGAAAGCUCCCUCUUUGUUUCAGUGAAUAGCAUUGAGCCAACCAGUGAUUAGAAAGUGUAGAUCUAGUUACUGAGUAGUAGUGCAAUUGUUUGCAACGAGCCAUCAGGUUUUGCAACUUAGCUUGUAAUCAUAAAUGUCAAUAGAACCUUUUAAAAAGAACGAAAAAACCAAAUGAAGUUGUUAGAUGACACUACUGGCACAUAUGCCUUGUCUUUACUAAAUACUGUAUGAUUUUAUGUAAUCUAGAUGUUAAUCAAUUCAUGUGUUGUGACCGAGAGUGUGUGCACGUGCCCUUCAGAGGCCGUGUGUAAACCGGAUGCCAUUCGUGAACAUCUCUUUCCGUGCAAAUAACUGUAUGAAGCUGAAUAGUACAUCACUGAAAAGGGAUGCCUCGGUUUUAAAGUUUACGGAAAUUAAAGCUCAUUAACAUGUUGAAAAAGACAAAAUAUUUUCCCCCCCUUACAGGCCAAAGGAAAUCAACCUGUCCAGAUAUAUAUUUUUUUCCUCCAACCUGUGCUGCUUUGACAGAUAAAUCGAUCCGCUGAUGCUAUCCCCACAAUUUCUGUUCGUUCAUUUCAAGCUUUUUUCACUAAUAAGGGAGAGUUUACAGCAAGAUUGCCUGCAUGUGACUGAGUGCAUCACAAAUGUUUUGCUUUUCUGAUACUUAACGAGUUGCUCAAUCUUUAACCUUAAUUGUUCUGUUCCUUCCUAUAUUAACUUUUGCACAAUCUGCAAGAGAUAUAGAAAGAGAAGAUGUGUCUAAUGUUUGUCUACUUUAGAUUUUUGGUUGUUUUGAUUUGGUUUCUGUUUGUCCGAUAUGUGACCCUGGACCACAAAACCUGUCUUAAGUGUCAAUUUUCGAAAUUGAGAUUUA
Molecule: messenger RNA, 6039 nt
Organism: Sinocyclocheilus grahami
Lineage: Eukaryota; Metazoa; Chordata; Actinopteri; Cypriniformes; Cyprinidae
Product: iporin-like
Exons: 11
Coding region: 406-4992 (1528 amino acids)
Cellular component (GO): cytoplasmic vesicle
Molecular function (GO): protein binding
Source: RefSeq, a predicted model, not a curated record